CCCCAGGUUUCCUAGCGUUUCUCAAGUACUCUCUAAUUGUGCACACGAGUGCCAGGGACUCCCUUCCUAACGAGAUGUGUAAAUUACAUCUCCUCGUGUUGAAAGAGUUGGCCAGCGCUUCCAGAGGAGUCGGGGUUGGCCCUGAUUAAUUUUUCACAAUCGGUGCCAAGUGUCAUCUCCUACUUGGUCCAAAUACAUCCAGCUGUUCCCGGUGAAGGUUAACAGUAUCUGAGAAUUCAUCUCGGGAACGUGACAGCUCUGCAAAUGUGAGAGUGUGACCACGGCCAAUAACCCUCGCGUGAUGGACGUUAUUGAGGAAAUCCUCCCUGCAUAAAAUGUUGCGUGCAAAUGUAUGCAAACAGUCAUGGCAAAAGAAUACAAAGAGAACAAAGAAAACAAGAUUUGCCUAUGAAAAAAGGGCCGGUCAUAUCCAUGACAUUCAAGCCCACUGCGGGAGGGAAGGUCUACAGCACGCCUGCUAUCAUGGUCCGGCGGUCACAUGUCCGUCUUGAUUAGUAAUAUGAAUAGAACAAAAGUCUUGUCUCACACCACCAGUCUACAACUGUGACGACGCGACUGCAACAACAUUCUGGGUCCUGGUCGCUGAUAUAGCCAGUUUGUGGUCUAGGCGACGCACGGUCGGUACAACUCGGCGUUCCUCGUAAACUUUCGCUGGCCGGGUCACCAGCCCGACGACUCAUCUCAAGUUGACGACGCAAACAUUCUCUGAAGUCCUGGCCGGGAUGUUGUUCCUCGCACGUUGUGCUGUGUGUCUGGUGCUGGCCGCCGCUACUGUGCGGGCCACCUCCUCUCUUAUCCCGAUCAGCUCCGACGACGGCCAAGGCGCGAAAGACACCGUACCAGGAUGUUCCUUUGGUGGAAACUAUUACGGCAUGAGGGAAGAAUGGCACCCGGACUUGGGGGAGCCGUUUGGCGUCAUGUUCUGUAUCCGCUGUCGCUGUGUCCAGACUUCAAGAAAAGGAAAAGUUGAUGGCCGUGUCUCUUGUAAGAACAUCAAGAAGGAAUGUCCCAAGUUGACGUGUCCGAACCCUGUCCUCAAUACCAAGCAGUGCUGCAGUACUUGCCCGGACGGUGCCGGAUCGCCACAGCUGAAUGUCUCCACCGCCGUGGAUACCGGUAUCCCGCUCGCUCCAUCCCGAAACCCACUGAAGCCCGGGGAAAUCCUGAAGCCUGCACCUCUGCCCAAACAGUCUAACGACGAGGAACGGAUGGAGAAAACAGCCGAGGAGGACAGCGAGGAAGACGUAUACAGUGUGCUCCUGACGGGAUCCCAGAUGUACCCUCCUGUACCUACGGCAGCAGCCGCUAGAGGGCGCCUGACGUUAUGGCGCAAGAACUUGCAUUAUUCCAUCCAUUUUUCUGGAAUGACCAGACCGCGGAUUGUCCGCUUCACGGACAGACUCGGGACAGUUCUGUUUGAACAUGAAGUCCGCGGCACUUCUCAGCCUCAUCCUUCACAGGUGUGCGGAGUCUGGCGUAACCUCCACCCCGUGUACGUCAGGUACCUGCAGCGCACGAUGGUUUACGUCACGCUGGUGACGCCAUCUUGGCCCGCAGGAGAAAUCAGAGGGAAAGUACACAGCGACCGGGUUGGUGGGCUCGAAACGUUUGGAUCUCUGCUGACGCCUCCUGUGGAUGACGCGCAUGCGUGGUUAGGUGCGGGAGGGGAGGCUGUGAUGGUGGCGGGACCGGACGGGACGUCUGUAGACUUCAUGGUCAUGUUUAAGGGACUGUGGGACGGAAAAGGGAACAGCUUAGUACCGGUACACCUACAGCUGACCCAUCCGGCAUGGAACAUCACCCUUCGGGACACGCACGCCGAGAUCACUGCGCAGUACAAUGAAUUUGCCGAGGUCUGGACUAACCUGACUGAGCAGGAACUGGGGUGGAUGAUGAGCGGUGAACUGCAGCUUACUGUAACUGCCGGAAAUCUUGAACAUCCUCGCGAGAUCUCUGGACCAAUCACUCUCAGGCAAACAUGUGACACAAUUCACGCAGUGAUGUCAGGUAGUCAGGCCACUCCAGGUACAGAGACAGGUGCCGCCGGAUCAGCUAUCUUCCACCUCCAUACAAAUGGUUCCGUCCAGUAUCAGAUUUCCACAGCAGGCCUGCGCAGUAGGGUGACCAGUCUCACACUGGAGUUUGACGAAUAUCACACGGGCGUCAGGCGGGUGGUGCGAGACCUAACUUCGACGUACAGUCCGUUCUACCAAAUGGCUACUGGAAUGGAAGAGCAAUGGAGCCUGUUGGACAUGCACAGCUUCCUGCACUCUGACCUCUGGGUCAACGUCAUGACAGAAGAGUUUCCAGCGGGGCAAGUGAGGGGACGGAUAGAGCCUCUGGUGUACAACGGGCACAGGGCGAGGGAAACAGGACUCCCAACUGUCCUUGCCGGAGUGAACGUGUUCCCGCCCCAGCGGACAGGAGCAGCCGGACAUGCGUGGUUGUCCAUAGACGGGGACUGCUCCCUGCACUAUGAGAUCCUGGUGGCGGGGCUCAACCGGGACGUGGACACCAGCGUCAGCGCACAUCUUCAUGGGUUCGCAGAGAUCGGAGAAAUGACCACUGAUUGGCAAAACGAACAUAAAAUGGUCCUAAAGUCUUUCUACGGAACCAAGGCUAUGGGGCAGCUGAAGGACAUAGAUGAGGAACUCCUGAGCCAUAUCGACCAGGGGCGUGCCUACAUACAGGUCAGCACCAAAAGGAGGCCAUUCGGAGAGAUUCGCGGACAUGUGCAAAUCCCCAACAGAUGUCAUUCCCGCCACAAUCUGUACGAGGAGGAAGAGCAACACUCCGUCGCCAUGGCACAGGAGCGGGAGUACGAGCGGGUGAAGGAAGAUCCGAACAGCUGUUACUUUGAGGGGGAGUACCACGGGCAUGGCUCCACCUGGGUACCCGCAUACGACGAGAAAUGUAGUACCUGCAAGUGUCAGAAAAGUACGGUGAUUUGUGACCCGGUGGCCUGCCCUCAGCCUGACUGUUACAACCCGGUUAUCCCCGAGGGAGAGUGCUGCCCCAAAUGUCCCGACGAAAUUCAAAACAACCAAGCCUCCCGGUCUCCGCAACGGAACUCAGCUGUCAAAGGAAGAAAAUCUGGCAUCAUCGUGCAACAAGAGACGGAAGGGUGUUACUUUGACGGCGACAAAAAGUUCCAUGGGUAUGGCGAAGAAUGGCACCCGUACGUUCCACCUUUCGGCUACAUCAAAUGUGCCAUCUGCGUCUGCGAGAAAGGAACCAACCAGGUGACCUGUAACCGAGUCAGGUGCCCCGUGCUCCGAUGUAAGACCCCGAUCAGAGUCAACCCGACAGACUGCUGCAAGCAGUGUCCUGAGACGGAGACUAAUGAGGCGCCAAUCACUGACGACGUGGUGGAGGAAGACUGGCGGCAUGAGGAGGAGGACUCUGACCAGAGUUUUGUCUGGCCGACAGAAACUACGAUUACCAGGUCCGGCACCAAAACAGAGCAAGGAGGUUGCAGAUUCGGGAAGGACACGCACCAGAACGGGGAGUCCUGGAACCCCAAGGUGCCACCUUUCGGGGUCAUGAAGUGCAUCCAGUGUGUCUGUAAGAACGGAACUGCGGACUGUAGGAGACCCAAGUGUGAUAAGCUCAACUGCAAUCCGAGUGAUGUCGUCAAAGAAGAUGGCGAAUGUUGUCCACGUUGCCGAGGAAAAUGAUGCGGCUUGAUGUAAGGAAUGACGUCUCUUUCUGUGCCACUGGUUGAAUCAUUGAUCAGCGGUGUGAGGAGGGGUGAUUCUCUGUACUAUGACUUCCCACUGCCAACAGCAAUGUUUCAUAUGUUCUCUCACAUGUAACGAAUAGUCGGAAACACCUAAUAUAACUGUUUUAUACUCAAGUCUUACCCUCUCC
This is a messenger RNA of Branchiostoma floridae (Florida lancelet), 3891 nucleotides long. RefSeq names its product chordin-like. Gene Ontology annotation, biological process: multicellular organism development. The record is from RefSeq and is a predicted model, not a curated record. Bases 744 to 3698 code for a protein of 984 amino acids. Lineage: Eukaryota; Metazoa; Chordata; Leptocardii; Amphioxiformes; Branchiostomatidae. Gene Ontology annotation, molecular function: protein binding. The transcript is spliced from 25 exons.